AUGAAUUCUCCUCAUCCCAUUUUGAAAAAAGUUUGUGGAUUUGCAGUUCCUGGUAAAAUCACUGCUAUUUGUGGACCGACAGCGAGUGGAAAGUCGACACUUCUUCGAAUUUUAUCCAACCGAGGUUUACACAAACAUUACAGUGGAGACAUUUUAAUCAAUGGACAAAUUUGCAUGAAUACACAAUUGCAAAUGGAUCGAGAUGUGUCUACCAAGUACAAAUCAUUGGUGUCUUUUGUCUCGAAAGAUUUUUCACCGUCCAACAUGCCACUCACAGUGAAAGAAAUUUUAUAUUUUGCCGUUCGUUUCAAGGUACCAUUAUAUUCGAACAAUCCACUCUGGACUACACGAGACGAGAGAUUGAGUUUGCUAUUGAAUGCCUAUGGAUUGAAGAAUAAGGAAAAUGCACCGUUUCAAACACUUUCUUCUGGUGACAAGCGAAGACUUUCUAUUGCUGUUCAAAAUGUACUCUUUAAUAGAGUGAUUCUUUUAGAAUAUCCCACCGAUGGCAUUGAAUUUGGUGAGUCCUUUCAUCUCUUAAAAAAGAUGCAAGUUCUCGCCAAUUUGGGAAUUACCAUUGUCAUGUGUCUACAUAGGCCAUCCAUUCUCGAAUUAGAACUAUUUGACUAUGUCUCUAUUUUAUAUAAGGGAAGCACCAUUGGAAAACCCAACAUGAUACAGGAGUACUUUAACUUAAUUGGUGUACAGCUUCCACUCUAUAGACAGAACGUUUUGAUCUCUGUAUUGGAAUUAUUGAAACUUCAUGAGUUAUCCAAAUCCAGCGAUGAAAACGAUCAACAAUUGGUUCGUGAAUGUUUGGGCGGUAGCGAUGAAAAAUCUUAUGAAAAACGUGAUCAUUUGAAUGUAGAAUUUGAACAGAGAAUGGACUUAUUUUACAUUCCACAAAAACAACGGGAACAAGCUCCUUAUCUUCAAUACAAGAUUGAAGAUAUGGAAACAGAAAAGUAUUAUUCUGACUACUUUUUUUCAAUUUUGUUUUUGUUAAAGAGAAGCUAUUUGGUCAAAUUUAGAAGAUGGAAGACCGAUAUCUUGUCACCAAUUCUUGAAAAAUUAAUUGUCUCUGUAUUCAUUGGACUGCUAUAUUUGCAAAUUGAACCUACCAAUAUGACACUCAAAGGAAAAAUUUUUUCUUUUCUCAAUUUAAACAUUCUGUGA
Molecule: messenger RNA, 1176 nt
Organism: Naegleria fowleri
Lineage: Eukaryota; Heterolobosea; Eutetramitea; Acrasida; Naegleriidae
Exons: 2
Coding region: 1-1176 (391 amino acids)
Molecular function (GO): ATP hydrolysis activity; ATP binding
Source: RefSeq, a predicted model, not a curated record